Alosa alosa (allis shad) is the source of this 2752-nucleotide messenger RNA. RefSeq names its product zinc finger protein 25-like. The transcript has 8 exons. Lineage: Eukaryota; Metazoa; Chordata; Actinopteri; Clupeiformes; Clupeidae. The record is from RefSeq and is a predicted model, not a curated record. Bases 184 to 2376 code for a protein of 730 amino acids.
CUCAGUCCGAAGCAUGCAGUGGAACUUAUUCUGGGUCUGCGAGCCAGGGUGGUUCUAGAACUGUGCCGUGGGGAUCAUGCUGUAGCGUCUGACGAGCUGAAGCUCCACCUGGACAGCAUCCAGCUGCUGCUGCCCACUCUCAGAGCAGAGGAUGGCAGCCUUGGUGAUUCAGAGACUGGCUUUAUGAAGCUGGUUCAAACGCUCCUCGAGGACUCCGAGGAGAGAAAGAGCUUCUUCCAGGAUGUGUUUCCGGAUGUGUGUUGCUCCCGUUAUGAUGAGGUGCUGCAGGUUCUCAUGUGGGACUUCCUCAGGAGACUGGAGAAGCUGCUGCCAGUCCCCGAUCUGCUGCAGGUUGUGUCGUGGCUUGAUGGCUCUGCUGCGUUGGCCGCUGACUGCACUGAGUGCAUCGCCCACCCUGAGAAUCUGAAGGCCUUAACCCAGUGCACUGAGGUCCUCGCUCGCCUGGAUCCUCCUAGCGCCCCCACAGUGCUGGGGGGAGUCAUCAUCUCCCUGCUCCACACCGGACCACACAGGACUGCCACCAGGGGGCAGAUGGGCAGCACCACAGGGGGGCAGAUGGGCAGCACCACGGGGCAGAUCCGUAGCACUUGCCCUACACAGCAUCUACAUCUGGCUAAGGGUCAGCCCCCGAGUGACCCUCUGACCUCUGUGGAGACUGUUACCAAGACCACAUGCACAGAAACGGAGCUGGGGACGAGUUCAACUGAGAUAGAAGCAGAGGAGGAGCCGGGAGGAGGACACGGGGCAUGGGAGAGGCAGCAGGGAGGUGUAGAGGAGGUGGACGUGGAGAUGACCGAGAGCAGUGGAGGAGAGGAGGAGAAGGAGGAGAGCAGUGACUGGGUGUCCGAGGGGGACAGGAUGAGCCAGGGUCAGUCAGGGGAGGCAGAACUCCAACAGGAAACACACGGGCAGGGUUCCACCGCCACUUCCUGUGUGGACGCAGAGCGGGCGACUGGUGGGACUGCUCCUGACUCCGCUGUCCCGGUCGGCUGGAGGAGGUCACAAAGGAAGCCAAAGAAAACCUGGAAGGUCAAGGUCGUCCACGCACAGGUGCAGAGGACAAAGGUCAAUACCCAGGAGUUAAAACAUGGCCGCAGUUUGAAGUCAAAGAACGUCAACUCCAGUGAGAGUUCAGUCGUCGGCCCCAUUCGAGUAUCUGGUGGGACAAACUGUUCAGAUGAGGCCGCCCAGACGUGGUCGCGUCCGCAGUGCCCAUUCUCCCACCAGCAGGAGGAGCUAGUGAGGCCGCACCAGGAGCUGGUUCACACUGACCAGACUCAGACAGCGCCCCCCUCAGGAACGGCCCUGACGGCGCACCAGCACACGCACUCGGGGGAGCGACCGUUCACCUGCCAGCAGUGUGACAAGAGCUUCGCGCACAGCCAGGCGCUGGCACGCCAUCGCUACACGCACGGUGCUCCGCGCCUCUACGAGUGCGGCCGCUGCCCCGAGGUCUUCCCUUCGAUAGCGGUCCGCAACGAGCACCGCCGUGCGCAGCACGAGCCCAAGAACUACUGCGCCGAGUGUGACCAGCGCUUCAGUUCGCCAUCCGCUCUCCAGCGCCACCUGCUGUUGCACCAGCAGGAGCGUCCCUACAAGUGCUCCAAAUGCCCCGCUACCUUCCCCUGUCUGCCCAGCCUCACCCGCCAUGGGCUGGUGCACCGCACCGAGCGCUCCUACCCCUGCAGCUGCGGCAAGUCCUUCACCUACAGGGGGGCGCUGUUGAGCCACCAGUGCGUGCGCUCCAAUGAGUGGCCGUUCCUCUGCGACGACUGCGGCAAGAGCUUCCCGUACAAAGUCGAGCUGGAGAACCACCGCUUGAUCCAUUCGGACAAUAGGCCCUUCCUGUGCCCGCACUGCGGCAAGGCUUUCAAGCGUCAGCGCGGCCUGAACAAGCAUGUGAACGGGCACACCCGCGAGAAAGUCUUCCACUGCUCACAGUGCGACAAGACCUUCUGCUUCAAAGCCAGCCUGACACGGCACGAGCUAACCCACUCGGGCGAGAGGCCCUUCCUGUGCGACAACUGCGGUAAGGGGUUCUUCUCGCAGGGCGAGCUGCAGAAGCACCAGCGGUUUCACACGGGCCACAAGCCGUUCCGAUGCGCGGUGUGCGACAAGAGCUUCACGCAGUCCUGCUACCUGACUCUGCACAUGCGCUACCACACAGGCGCGCGGCCGUACACCUGCACGUCCUGUGGGAAGAGCUUCUACAGCUCCUAUCGCCUCAAGAGGCACAUGCGCAUACACACCGGUGAGAAGCCGUAUCAGUGCACUGUGUGCCUUGCACACUUCCAGCAGUCCUACCAGCUGAAGGCUCACCGGAAGACACACCACACCCUCAAUCCCGACCAAUGACGCGGUUGGAAUGGCUAACACAUCACAACAACCUCGACCAAUGACUGGAAUGACGCGGUUGGAAUGGCUAACACAUCACAACAACUGGAAUGACAUGGUUGGAAUGGCAAACACAUCACAAACCUCAGCUUUGACCAAUGACACAGCUGGAAUGGCCAACGCACGUCACCCUCUGGCUCGACCAUUGGCACGGCUGGAAUGGCAAAUUAUGUCACUGACCCUCACCCACUGACACCUAAUGCAGGAUGAAGUGUGUUUGAAGAUCCGUUUGGUUGACACUUUUGGACUCAAGGGCACGAUUCUAAAAACUUCUUUAAGGAUUUGUUAACCACUACAACUUAAUAAAACUAAUGAAGGGGGCUCUAGUCAUCAUAAA